This is a messenger RNA of Paramecium primaurelia, 2083 nucleotides long. NCBI's taxonomy places the organism in Eukaryota, Ciliophora, Oligohymenophorea, Peniculida, Parameciidae. The record is from the annotation of a GenBank genome assembly.
AUGGAUUAUGAUGUUGAUUAUUACCCUUCUUAAAUCAUAGAAACAAUUGGUGAUGUAACAUUUAGUAGUUAAUUUGAUUCUGGAAAUUUGAAAUCUGUAAGAAAGGAAUCCUAUAAUAAAGUAAGGGUGUUUGAUUUAGAAUUUAGUAUAUUUUAACGAUUUGCAAUGAUACAGGAAUAAAUGGGAAGAGUGCAACAUACAGGACUUGGUUUUAUUUUUCAGUGGAGGGAAUGGAUAAUGCAAGUUUAGUUACAUUUGUUAUAUCGAAUAUGCAAAAUUAAGUAGUAAUGAAAAACAAUUUGAGAUUGGACUGUUUAAAGAUGGAAUGCAACCUGUAUUUAAGACGAACAAUGAGUGGCAAAGAGUGAGGUAUCCUUGUCAGUACCGUUUGUUACCAGAUGGGUUGUUUGAAGUUACAUUCCAGCACUUAUUUUAAAAUAAUUAGAAGGUUUACUUUGCUUUCACAUAUCCAUGGUCAAACUAAGAUAAUGAAGUAACUAUUAACAAUAUGUAGCAAUUCAUAAAUUAAAUGAUAUAAUAUGGUAGACAAUAGAUUAAGGAUCUCUAUAUAAAAUUGAAUGUUCUAGGGUAUUCAAAAGAAAGAAGACCAAUUCAUUUGUUAACCAUAACGAGCAAUAAUAAUUCAACAAAUAAAGUUGAAGAUCCAAUUAAUAACGUAUUUCCUGAAGCAUAAGAGAGUCGACCUAUAGUGUAAUUGAUGAAAUUGAUGAAUUAGAUUCAAAAAGAAAUACAUAUUCAUCUCAGCCAGAGUUCAUCCAGGAGAAUUACCAGGGUCACAUGUAUUGAAUGGCAUAAUCAAAUUUUUAUUGAAUCCUAAUGACAAAGCAGCAGAAGUGGCAAGAAAUGAAUUUGUUUGGGUCAUUGUUCCAAUAAUAAAUCCAGAUGGAGUUUAUAGAGGUCAUUAUAGAACAGAUUCAUUAUGUCAAAAUCUCAAUCGUUAUUAUUUGAAUCCAAGUUUGAAUGAUCAUCCAACUAUUUAUGCAAUCAAAGAAUAUAUAUUAAGAUUGCAUAAUACAGAUAGAUUCUAUGCUUAUAUUGAUUUACAUGCUCAUGCAGGUCAUAAAGGAAUCUUUAUAUUUGGAAAUCAAUUACCAAAUUUACAUAUGCAUACAUAGAAUUGUCUCAUACCUAAAUUAUUGACAUUAUACUCAGAAAUCUUUGAUUAUGAUGGAUGCAAUUUUACUGAAAAAAAUAUGUAUUCAGCUGACAAAGGAGAUGGAUUAAGUAAAGAAGGAAGUGGAAGAGUGGCUCUAUAUAAAGAAACUAAUAUUAUAUAUUCUUAUACUGUAGAAUGUAAUUACAAUUCUGGAAAAAUUACUAAUCUAAUACCUAAAUCUAGUUAUCUCUCUGAUUAGGAAGGUUUUAUUGUUCAUAUCAUUUCUAGACAUUUACUAUACCUAUGGAAAUGAAUAAAUUGAUGAUUAAAUUGUCUUAGGAAUACCACCAUAGACUACAACCAAUAAGACAUAUUUUUAUACUAUUAAUGAUUAUGAAUAAGUUGGCCAAAGCAUUAUUUUAGCUCUUCUUGAUGCAAAUUUACUUAAUCCUUGUAGUAAACUACCUGAUUCUUAAUUUAAGACACUAGCAAAUCUUAAAUUAUUCCUUGCUUACAAUAUCAUGAAAGUUAUGCAUUUUAGAUUUGAAACAUACUUAAGAAAAGUUCUUAAGUAUUUAUUUUUUGUUUACUUUAUAUAGGAAUAUUAAUAAUAAAGAAAAUAUAUAAAGAACUUUGAAAUCUUUUUAUGAAUACAUUAAAAAUAAUCAAAUCAGAGAUAAUUUAGAAUAAAAUGAAUAAUAAUAAACGAAAUAAUAGUUUCCAAGAAAACCUAUUUAAUAAGAAUUAAAGUUAUAAAAAUAGACACUUUAAUUAUAGUCUUAAAAAUUAGAAAAACUACCUGAUAUUUAAAAGAAAUCUUUUCAAUAAAGACAAGUGUCUCAAGAGAAUUCUAAAAAUAGGAAUACUUCUGAAGGGAAAGCAUAACCAUAAUAAUAAUAAUUUUAAAAAUAAUAUAAAUCCUUUAGAAUCACCAAAAAUUGUGCUAAGGCUAUUCAAUAAUAAUGA